AAAGCUCGGAGGGACCAGAAAGCAGCACAGCGAAGCCCAAGUUGCCGAGCGAGCGGAGCGCUCCCGCGGCCCCGGAGCCCGAGUGGCCGCCGUGCCCGGGAGCCCGGCCCGGCCCCGCCCGCUGGGGCCCCCUCGGGCCCAGGCCUCCAGGAGGGGGGCGGGGACGCCCAACUUGGGGCGCGGCGCAGCCCCGCUCUCCCGAGAUCGCGGAGCCCGGGAGCGCCACGGCUGCGGCCAGACGGCGGGAGCGGACCGCGGAGACAGGAGGCAGCUGGCGGCUCCCGAGCUGCUGCCCGGGCCUCUGCAAGAGCGCAAAUUAUUUUCAAAGGACUCAAACUUUCCUCCUUCCCCUGCUUGCUGCGGUCCCUCUUGCUUUGGAAUCGUUCUCCGGAAUCCCGCGGGGGCUCUGGGACGCGCUCGCCUCCCCCGGAUUCCUCGGCGGCGGCUCCGCCAACUUCGUGGACCCGGGGACCCGGAGCGCUCGCUCGGCGGCCGAAUUCAGUCCUCGCUGCUCCCGCGCUCGACAGGACCGGGACCCGGGGAGACCUCGUCUCCGAGAAGGGCGCCUAGCCCUGAUCCCUUGGGUCGGGCUGCCAAGCCCUCCGCACCCACUGCAGAACUGGAGCCAGCGGAUUAACCUCCCGGCCUGGCUCCACGGUGGGGCGUCCCCUGGGCGGGGAACGACAAGUUUGUCAGGCAUCGGUGGCCUGUUGGAUUGGAGCUCGGCCACCGCAGCAGAGAGGUCCCCUGCGCUCAGCACCUUCGGCAGACAGCCCUGGGGACUCAAGGCUACUAGGUGGCCGAGCUUUCUGGGCCAGGGAGCUGGCUGCUGCGCCUGGUGCACAGAGGCACCAGGGUCUGGGCCAGCGCCCCCAGCGACCCAACCCGGGCAGCCGCCCUGUGGGAAAAAGACAGAGCCAGUCGCCGCCUGCUCGGACUCCUUCUCUCGGUCGUCUCGCUCUCUGUCGCGUCUCAGGGAAAAGGAGGGAAGGCAGAGGGCAUCGCGGUGCCCCGGCGGAUGCGCCCCCCGCUGCCUCUCAGGCUGCGCCGCCUCGCGGGGAUGAAGCACUGGCCGUGAAGAUGGAGGUGACCUGCCUUCUACUUCUGGCGCUGAUCCCCUUCCACUGUCGGGGACAAGGAGUCUACGCUCCAGCCCAGGCCCAGAUCGUGCACGCAGGGCAGGCCUGUGUGGUGAAGGAGGAUAAUAUCAGCGAGCGAGUCUACACCAUCCGGGAGAGCGACACCCUGGUGCUGCAAUGCCUGGUCACUGGGCACCCUCGGCCCCAGGUGCGGUGGACCAAGACGGCUGGCAGCGCGUCGGACAAGUUCCAGGAGACGUCGGUGUUCAACGAGACGCUGAGGAUCGAGCGCAUCGCCCGCACACAGGGCGGCCGCUACUACUGCAAGGCGGAGAACGGAGUGGGCGUGCCGGCCAUCAAGUCCAUCCGUGUGGACGUGCAGUACUUAGAUGAGCCCGUGCUGACGGUGCACCAGACAGUGAGCGACGUCAGAGGCAACUUCUACCAGGAGAAGACGGUGUUCCUACGCUGCACUGUCAGCUCCAACCCACCCGCCCGCUUUAUCUGGAAGAGGGGCUCCGACACCCUGUCCCACAGCCAGGACAAUGGGGUUGACAUCUACGAGCCUCUCUACACCCAGGGGGAGACAAAGGUCUUGAAGCUGAAGAACCUGCGGCCCCAGGAUUACGCCAGCUACACCUGCCAGGUGUCCGUGCGCAAUGUGUGUGGCAUCCCAGACAAGGCCAUCACCUUCCAGCUCACCAACACCACAGCACCGCCAGCCUUGAAGCUGUCUGUGAACGAGACUCUGGUGGUGAACCCUGGGGACAAUGUGACAGUGCAGUGUCUACUGACAGGCGGCGAUCCCCUCCCCCAGCUGCACUGGUCCCACGGACCUGGCCCACUGCCCCUGGGUGCUCUGGCUCAGGGUGGCACCCUCAGCAUCCCUUCAGUGCAGGCCCGGGACUCUGGCUACUACAACUGCACAGCCACCAACAAUGUAGGCAACCCAGCCAAGAAGACCGUCAACCUGCUGGUGCGAUCCUUGAAGAAUGCCACAUUCCAGAUCACCCCUGAUGUGAUCAAAGAGAGCGAGAACAUUCAACUCGGCCAGGACCUGAAGCUAUCUUGCCACGUGGAUGCGGUGCCCCAGGAGAAGGUCACCUACCAGUGGUUCAAAAAUGGCAAGCCGGCACGCAUGUCCAAGCGACUGCUGGUGACCCGAAAUGACCCUGAGCUGCCAGCCAUCACCAGCAGCCUGGAGCUCAUUGACCUGCACUUUAGUGACUACGGCACUUACUUGUGCAUGGCGUCCUUCCCGGGAUCACCGGUGCCUGACCUCAGCAUUGAGGUCAACAUCUCCUCUGAGACAGUGCCGCCCACCAUCAGUGUGCCCAAGGGCCGCUCGGUAGUGACCGUGCGCGAGGGCUCUCCUGCCGAGCUCCAGUGUGAAGUGCGGGGCAAGCCCCGGCCGCCAGUGCUGUGGUCUCGCGUGGACAAAGAGGUCGUCCUGCUGCCCUCAGGGCUGGCCCUGGAAGAGACUCCGGAUGGGAAGCUGCGACUGGAGCGCGUGAGCCGUGACAUGAGCGGCACCUACCGCUGCCAGACAGCUCGCUACAAUGGCUUCAACAUACGAUCCCGGGAGGCUCAGGUGCAGCUGACAGUGCACUUCCCACCAGAGGUGGAGCCCAGUUCCCAGGACGUGCGCCAGGCCCUGGGCCGGCCGGUGCUCCUGCGCUGCACGCUCCUGCGUGGCAGCCCCCAACGCAUCGCCUCGGCCGUGUGGCGCUUCAAAGGACAGCUGCUGCCCCCUCCACCUGUUGUCCCCGCCGCCACCGAGGCCACCGAUCACGCCGAGCUGCGCCUGGACGCCCUGACCCGUGACAGCAGCGGCAGCUACGAGUGCAGCGUCUCCAACGACGUGGGCUCAGCCACCUGCCUCUUCCAGGUCUCCGCCAAAGCCUACAGCCCGGAGUUUUACUUCGACACCCCCAACCCCACCCGCAGCCACAAGCUGUCCAAGAACUACUCCUACGUGCUACAGUGGACGCAGAGGGAGCCAGACGCUGUGGACCCCGUGCUCAACUACAGACUCAGCAUCCGCCAGUUGAACCAGCACAAUGCCAUGGUCAAGGCCAUCCCUGUGCGGCACGUGGAGAAGGGGCAGCUGCUAGAGUACAUCCUGACUGAUCUUCGUGUGCCCCACAGCUAUGAGAUCCGCCUCACACCCUACACCACCUUCGGGGCUGGUGACAUGGCUUCCCGAAUCAUCCACUACACAGAGCCCAUCAACUCGCCCAACCUAUCAGACAACACCUGCCACUUUGAGGAUGAGAAGAUCUGUGGUUACACUCAGGACCUGACAGACAACUUUGACUGGACGCGGCAGAAUGCUCUUACCCAGAACCCCAAGCGCUCUCCCAAUACCGGUCCCCCUACUGACAUCAGCGGCACCCCUGAAGGCUAUUACAUGUUCAUCGAGACAUCCAGGCCCCGGGAGCUGGGGGAUCGUGCCAGGUUGGUGAGUCCCCUGUACAACGCCAGCGCCAAGUUCUACUGUGUCUCUUUUUUCUACCACAUGUAUGGGAAACACAUCGGCUCUCUCAACCUUCUAGUGCGGUCCAGGAACAAAGGAGCUCUAGAUACACAUGCCUGGUCCCUCAGUGGCAACAAGGGCAACGUGUGGCAGCAGGCCCAUGUGCCCAUCAACCCCAGUGGGCCCUUCCAGAUUAUUUUUGAGGGGGUUCGAGGCUCGGGCUACCUGGGGGAUAUUGCCAUAGAUGAUGUCACUCUGAAGAAGGGAGAGUGCCCCCGGAGGCAGAUGGAUCCCAAUAAAGUGGUGGUAAUGCCAGGCAACGGAGCCCCCGGCCUGCCCAGCCUGCAGCUUUGGAGACCCCUGGCUAUCUUCCUCUUGGCAUUGCAGAGAUGAUGAGAGCUGUCUGGCCCCCACCUCACCCCGCCCCGGCACACCAAAGUGUCCACAUCGUACCAAAGACUGACCCCUGCCAGCCGGGGUGCCCAGGGGCGGGGCCGGCAGGGAGGGGGCUUUCAUUGGCUACAAGGAUGAGCGGAGAACACGGACAGUGGCCAGGCCAGGCUCUGAUGGUUGUUCAACACACGCACACACUCACACACUCACGCUCACACACACAGAUAUAUUAAAGCACAAGUUUUUAGCCAACCUGCCAGCACCUUCUUUACUAUUGGAGACAAGGGACUUAGCCAAACAACGUCCGACACCUCCAAGGACCUCGGUGCGACACUGGCCUCAUCCUGGCUGCACUACACUGUUUCUGACCUUGCCCCGUCCCCCGAUUCAAGGCCGAACUCCAGCCCAGAGCCUUGGCAGAGGGGGCCAGGUGUGGGCAGACCCAUCAGGUUUGUGUGUCUGGAGGUCACAGGGCUCACAGGCAGGCCAGGCGGGACUCUGUGAGCUCUCUGUCCCUCGUUCUGCACCUGCUGCAGGCAACUGUCCCCAGAGUGUGGCGACAGGCUGGAUGGUUGAGGCACCGGUCAACUCAAAUCCCCUUGCCUGUCCCUGAGAUGUCAUAUUCCCCUCCCCACUGUGCCCACUUGGAAGGGACCCCACCACAGGACUUAGGGGUGGGCAGAGUGAGGACAGCUCCCCCAUCCUUCCCCAGUUCAGAUGGUCCCAGCUUGGGACUUCCGGGGAAGCUGGUGAUACGAAAAGUGUCCAUGUCAGUUUCCUGGGUGGGGCUUGGCUUUGAGAGGAACAGAGUCCCCUUCUGUGAUUCCAUGUUCCCACAGAGAACAGUGAACUCAUAAACAGAGUGGGGCCCCUGUUUCUUAGGUAUAUAGUCUCCCGGGGGGUAGGUCUGGAAGGAGGGGGCCGGGGAGAGGACAGAACGCUGUCCAGUCAGCUGUGGAGCAAGGGGGUGAUGGAUGGAGGUGGCUGUGUCUCCUUGUUCCCUGUGAGCUGGGAAGAGCACUUUGUCCUUGGAACUUGAAAUUGAUGGGAUAGGAUCUAGAACUUUCCUCUUUGGUUCCCUUUACCCCUUACCCAGUUUCUAUGGGAGAGAGGAAUCCUAGCCCUUUCUGCAAUGAGUCUAUGAACCCGUGCAUGUGAUGUGACUGUGCGUCUGUGUCCAAGUGUGUCUGUAUGUGUGUCUCUGCGUGUGUAAGAGUGCGUGUGCCCAUCCGUGUCUGUGUAGCACUGUGCACAUCUCUGGACAGGCGUGUACAGGAAUAUGGGGCUGGGUUCAAGCCCAGUCUCUGUGGGUGACUGACAGUGCAUUUUUCAUCUUAAUGACGCGGUGUGUUUGUGGGUGCUGUCCCUAUUUGCAAUCUCAGACUGCCUGCUCCAGCCUAAAUCUUGCAUCUCCUGUGGUGACAAAGGACUUAGAGACAACCCUAUUGAAGGCUAGCCCCUUGCCUGGAGGCACAGCACAGGGCUCUUCCUUGUGCAUUCUGGGGGGACAGUUGCAGAGAAGAGGCUGGAAAUCCCCGCCCCUGCCUCCCAGCAGCACCAUGGCACCAGGACGCACACUGAGGAUCAGGACCCUUGCUGCCCAGCCCCCAACUCCACCUAGCCUGUGUCCCCGUCAUCAGCAUCAUCAUGGCUGAUGGGUUGCCAGGCCAGGCUACAGCUGUACCUUCUGGUACCCGAGCAGCAUGUCUACCUUCCUGGCCCCUUCAAGGCCUCUGUCUGAAGUGAGUUGCUCUGGCUUCCAGAACACGCUUCCAUGGCAUCUGCCUGGUAUUGCUCCUUAAUUGUCCCAUCUGUGCAGAGUCUGUUGCCCCUAUCUAGACUGUGAGCCCCUCCCCCUCUGAGCCCCUCCUCCAUUCUUGCUGGUGUAAGGGAGACUAGGGUGGAAACCAGGUGGAAUGGAUCCCACAAACCAGUGGUCCCUGGCCCUGGCUUUAGAACUGACCUCCAGGGUCUUUUAAAAGUACAAGUGCUUGGGCCUCAGCCCGGGGGUGGGGGUGUGAUUCAAUGGUGUCGGAAUGCAGCCUGGCAUUAGGAACAUUGAGAAGUAUCUUAGCAUAACCUGAGACGGGAAGCUAGGAUCCUCUCAACUCCAGGGCCAUCCUGGAGAACAGCUCCACUCCUUCCUCCUUGAGGUUCCCACCCCACCCUAAGCCUGCUCCCCCACAUCUACCCAUUGUCCUGACUGCUCUAUAUCUCAGAGCCGGGACACAUGAAUGUGUAGUAUGCAUUCCCAUAUUCCAGAAUCUUCCCUGUGGUGGGAGCAGCCAUGUCUGAGGGUGUGUGGCCUGAGAUUACAAAGCCUGUCUGCUAAGAAACCUACCCUCUUGUGCAAGUGGGUAAGGCUGGGGUGUGCACAUCUGUGUGAGCCGUGGCGUGGUGUCAGGUGUGUGUGUAUUGAAGGCUGAGUGCCGAAGUGUAACUGUAGGGUAGGAGCUUUGUGCACGUCGUGGUGGCUGUGAGUCUGCUUUCCUGUAUGUCCUAUGGGUCAGUGUUGGGAUAGUGACCACCCCAGGAGACCAGGCUGACGGGAUCUAGCUUAUCUCUUCAGUGGCAGCAUCACCCUCUGUGUUGAGGGAACUGAGGAAAGUUGUGGCCUUAAAACAAGGAUCCCAGAGUCAUUUCUCAGGGGUCUGGAGCCCUUUUACCCCAGCUUCUGCAGAUUAGUAUCUGGGGGAGAAAGGGAUAAGGGACUGAAUAGCAACCGAUGGGGAGUCUCAGCUUGACCACCCUGCCCCUGGGACCACACCACAGGCAAGCUCCUGGGGUGCGGGGAUACACCAUUCACCCGAAGACCAAGCCUGCUCCUCCUGGCACAUUCCUCCCCUCGGUCCUUUCUCGUUCACUCUCUUUCUCCUGUUCUCUGAGAGUACCUGUUCAGACUAGCAGAGCCAGGGUGAGCCUCAGACAAGCCGGUCUUUCAUGGCACAAAUGCAGAAGCUGGAACAGAGAGGGCAGGGAUGGCACAAGCCUUGAAAGCCUAGUGCUGCAGCCCUGGGGACAUUGUCCCACUGGCCUCUGCUCCUGGGAGCCUCUUACCUGACUGACUAGCUACAGGAGACUGAGCGGAACGGACCCUUCUCUGGGUGCCUUCGGUGCUGCUGGGCCUGUCACACAUGCGACAGGUGUCAUGAGGAUUUUUGAAGCGAGAAACCAUCUCCCUGUCCUGUUCUGGCCUCUUCUCCCAGGCCAUAGUCACUCCCAGCCUGUGGACAGCACGGGUACCACAUGGAAGCUGUCAUUCUCUGUCAACAUUGGCUGCAGCCACUGCUCCUCCCACAGGCUCCAGACAGAGGAGACUCUGUUUCCCCACUGCCCGCUGCUGUCAGCACAGGAGGCUGGGCUGGCAGCCAAGGCUGGCAGAUGCCAGUGUCCUCAUCCUCCUGAUGUCCUCCCCAGGACCAGGAAGGCUGCGGAGGAUGUGCAGUCAGUAUCCUUGGGUUUUCCUCUGCUUGGACAGCUCCAUGGGGCAGGAAGGGUGGGUUUCCAGGGAAUAGCCUAAGAGUGUGAAGCAUGAACCUGUACUAGAGAGUUCCUAUGGGGUACUGGCUGAGCUUAGAUUUUGGCUGCAUUCUGUCCUGUCAGUGCUGUGUGUGUGUGUGUGUGUGUGUGUGUGUGUGUGUGUG
This is a messenger RNA of Microtus oregoni (creeping vole), 7592 nucleotides long. RefSeq names its product MAM domain containing glycosylphosphatidylinositol anchor 1 (gene Mdga1). The coding region runs from base 1081 to 3948 and encodes 955 amino acids. The transcript is spliced from 17 exons. NCBI's taxonomy places the organism in Eukaryota, Metazoa, Chordata, Mammalia, Rodentia, Cricetidae. The record is from RefSeq and is a predicted model, not a curated record. Gene Ontology annotation, molecular function: protein binding; axon guidance receptor activity. Gene Ontology annotation, biological process: homophilic cell-cell adhesion; synapse organization. Gene Ontology annotation, cellular component: axon; neuronal cell body; plasma membrane.